GGUUCCUUGUUCAAAGAGGAAGCCAAGUGUGUAACGCUGUUGCUCCGUGUUAAUAAUAAUAAAAAAAAAACAUAAUAAAACUAGUUUAUGUAUUGUUAUUAACCGAAGGCUUAUAAUGACUGAUGGGAAACCUUGUAAAGUGUGCAAUUUCACACGACAAACAUCUUACGGUGUGGUUGCUCCUUCACUGGAUGAGCUGAAAAGAAAAGGUUGUGAGUCACUUGGGUUCAGCCCAAGUGACUCGGUCAUGGUGGUCCUAGAGAACGAUGGGACCAUAGUGGAGGAUCAAGCCUACUUUUUGUGUUUACCUCCAAACACAAAGUUUAUGCUGUUAAACAAUAAAGAGACAUGGGCUCCAGCUCGCAGGAUUGAUGGUGGCACGGCUUGGAUGGCAAGGGAUUCUAUGAUGCUGGAAGCCGAUACCGUUGACGCCUCCAUUACUGCGGCACCAUGGUGGAAUCUGGCACUGCAGCUGAAGCAGGAACUGAACAGCAUAAUUCUCAUGUCUGAGGCAGAUCUGCAGUGUUUAGUGGACGCCCCAUGCUCUGAACUCGCCUCUGCUCUGGGCUUCCAAGAAACAAAGGCUGAGGAACUUCAACAGACGUUGCAGCGGGUUCUGGAUCGAAAAGAGGAAGAAAGGCAGUCCAAGGCGCUGCUCCAGCUUUAUCUCAAAGCUGUGGAGAAAGAGGACAAACAGCAGGAAGAACAAAGCCAGCCCAGCCAGGAAGCCAUAGAUGUGGAUUUACCAGAUGGAAUGGAGGUGGACUCUGCCUCUGGAUUCACGUCCAGGACGCUAAUGGUCCUGAAAGGCAAAACAAGUCCUGAGACCAGGCUUGCCACGGAGGAUCUGCAGAUGGUAGUAACAAAAGGACCAGAAGCUAUGCAGCAGGUACUGGGCUGGGACACAGCGAGGACGUCUGCGCUGCUUCAGGCCUGCGAGGCUCAACUGUCCGUGCGCCUCCAGCAGAUUCAGGCCAUGCAGUCCAUCAGCAACACACAGCCGGGUGGCAGCAGAGAGUCUACAAAUGCAACAAGCACAGAGGAGGCUGCUAAGAUGUCUGCCCAAGGGAGCUCCUAGGCUGAGGCUUCACCUGAGCAGACUGAUAAGGAUUCACACUACCAGCCUCAGGGUCAGUAGAAUGAGAUUUGCUCUGUAUUACAGCUGGAGUAUAGCAAUGUUAAGGAUGUUCAUAUUUUUAUCAUUUUGAGAGGAAAAAAAUGUGGUGCAAAGCACUCGAUCACUUCAUGCCUCAAGAAGAAGCAGGGUGAGUUGGGCAAACUCUUUAUCAAGCUAUGGUGGCACGGACCACUUGGAUCUGCUUCCCAUCAGCUUUUAUUUCUGAUGAUUGUCAUGUUAUAAUUACAGAGGAACACAUUUAUGUGGAACGUAUCAAAUUGGUAGCCAAUGAGCUUAGUUUAGCAUUUGAGCAGGAAAUA
Molecule: messenger RNA, 1437 nt
Organism: Austrofundulus limnaeus
Lineage: Eukaryota; Metazoa; Chordata; Actinopteri; Cyprinodontiformes; Rivulidae
Gene: dffa
Product: DNA fragmentation factor, alpha polypeptide
Exons: 6
Coding region: 116-1078 (320 amino acids)
Biological process (GO): apoptotic process; regulation of apoptotic process
Source: RefSeq, a predicted model, not a curated record